Molecule: messenger RNA, 1709 nt
Organism: Trichechus manatus latirostris (Florida manatee)
Lineage: Eukaryota; Metazoa; Chordata; Mammalia; Sirenia; Trichechidae
Gene: ZBTB3
Product: zinc finger and BTB domain containing 3
Exons: 2
Coding region: 148-1704 (518 amino acids)
Biological process (GO): regulation of transcription by RNA polymerase II
Cellular component (GO): nucleus
Molecular function (GO): DNA-binding transcription factor activity, RNA polymerase II-specific; protein binding
Source: RefSeq, a predicted model, not a curated record
GGUGCGUGCGUGGUGGUGGGCGACGGAUCAGCUUUCUCUGCUAGUUCCCUCCUUAGCACUCCUUAGCCCCUGGAAUGCGACAGGGAGAGGCUCAGGGAGUUCAACAGGUGGGGACCUUUCUAGGGCCUCUUCCCUUCGCGGGAUGCUAUGGAGUUCCCAGAGCACAGUCAACAGCUGCUCCAGAGCCUCCGGGAGCAGCGUUCCCAGGGUUUCCUUUGUGACUGCACUGUGAUGGUGGGUAGCACCCAGUUCUUGGCCCAUCGGGCCGUACUGGCCUCCUGCAGCCCCUUCUUCCAGCUUUUCUACAAGGAGCGGGAACUGGAAAAGAGGGACCUGGUGUGCAUUCACAAUGAGAUUGUCACGGCACCAGCCUUUGGGCUCCUUCUGGACUUUAUGUAUGCAGGCCAGCUGGCUCUGUGGGGGGAUACCCCUGUGGAGGAUGUGCUGGCAGCUGCCAGCUACUUGCACAUGAAUGACAUUGUCAAGGUGUGUAAGUGGCGCCUGCAGGCCCGAGCCCUGGCAGAGGCAGACAGUACCAAGAAGGAGGAGGAGACCAGCUCACAACCCCCUAGUUUCGAGUUUUUGUCCAGCACCUCCCACGGCCUCCAGCCUUCGUUGGCAUCUGCUGAGACAUCGGGUAACUGGGGAAAAGGGGACUGGAAAGACCCUGCUGCUCCCUCACCUACUGUCCGUCCUCCAGAUGAGCCACCAGUGUCCGGUGGGGCUGACACUACACAGCCUGGCAUGGAAGUUGACUCACCACAACUCCGGGCACCUCCCCCGCCAGUGGCUGAUGUCACUCUUGCCAGCCCCAGUAGCUCCACAGAGAUCAUUCCUGCCAACUACUUCUCUUCUGGCCUCUCAACAGUUUCAGCAGAGCCCUUGGCUCCCCUUGAUGUGGGUCCUGAGAGUCUUAGGGUGGUGGAACCCAGGGGUACUGGAGGACCACUGCAAGGCUUCUAUCCCCCCGCUUCAGCUCCAGCCCCAGUCCCAGCCCCAGAUCCAUCCCAGCCUCCAGGCCCAGCUGAAGCUGAGUUGGUCCAGGUGAAAGUAGAAGCUAUUGUGAUUUCUGAUGAGGAGCCAGAUGUGUCAGAUGAGCAGCCUCGAGGUCCUGGGGAACUGUUCCCACCAGGAGGAGCAAUGUUUGGAGGACGGCCUCCCCAGCCAGAGGCUUUUGAGGAGUCAGGGGCAGCAGGACUGGAGGAGGUGGGGCCAAGUGACCAGUUCCUGCCCCCAGACCUUCACCUGCCCUACCAUCUGCUGCCAGGUCCAGGGCAGUAUCAUCGGGGGCUGGUGAUCUCGCCUUUGCCUGCCCCCCAAGCCCUGCAUGAGCCACUUUACUUGCCUUCCAAGUAUGAAGCAGCCCCAGGAAGCUUUGGCGUUUUUACGGAGGAUGUUCCCACUUGCAAGACGUGUGGUAAGACCUUCUCAUGCUCUUACACGCUGCGGCGACAUGCCACAGUGCACACACGUGAGCGACCCUACGAGUGCCGCUACUGCCUGCGCAGGUACACGCAGUCAGGGGACCUCUACCGCCACAUCCGCAAGGCCCACAACGAGGACCUGGCCAAGUGCAGCAAACCGGAUCCAGAGGCUGGCCCCCUUCUUGGGGGGCAGCCCCUCCCCAACUCCCCAACAGCAGACAGACAGAGUAGUGGUGGUGGAGGGCCACCCAAAGAUUUUGUACUUGGCCCCAAAAACUAACAUCU